Molecule: messenger RNA, 555 nt
Organism: Tilletiaria anomala UBC 951
Lineage: Eukaryota; Fungi; Basidiomycota; Exobasidiomycetes; Georgefischeriales; Tilletiariaceae
Exons: 9
Coding region: 1-555 (184 amino acids)
Source: RefSeq, a predicted model, not a curated record
AUGACGAGCGUGUAUGAUGACGCCGCCUCAGCUGGACUGAGCGACCGUGCAAACACAGCAAAAAUGACCUUCGGCGGCACAUGGAAUCCACCCAAGUCUGUGUUCGAUCUCUAUACUCCAAGAUAUGUGUCGGGAACCGGGAUCUCCAAAGAAGGGCUGUGCCCUAUCUGCAUUGACAGUGGCGUCAAGUUGUGGUCUAAACUCAAGUCGUCCGCGCACAAUUACCACAUGAACAAUUUUCAUGGCAUAAGCUCCAACACGUGCAAACCAUUUCCACCGCCUAUCGGAUUUCGUGUGCAGGCACGUACUGCAGCGUCCGUGCAAGAGAGAGACGAGAUCGUUCAGGGGAAUUGCGGAAUUUGCAAGAAGUGGGUCGAUAUUGAGGGGAUCAAGCGUGGGGCUGUGAAAAUUCCAGAGAUUUACUGGUGGAAGCAUGCUCAGCAAUGUCACAACAAGCAUCCAGAGAAGAUGCAAGAUCCCGAAGGCGUCUUUAAAGAGGAUGCCUUGUUCAAAAAGGUCUCCGCUUUCGUCGCAAGACACGGUGACCCCUACUAA